Messenger RNA from Elaeis guineensis (African oil palm), 1447 nucleotides. RefSeq lists its product as uncharacterized. The record is from RefSeq and is a predicted model, not a curated record. Lineage: Eukaryota; Viridiplantae; Streptophyta; Magnoliopsida; Arecales; Arecaceae. Gene Ontology annotation, molecular function: protein binding.
CCCUCUUUUCUUCAAUGACGGGGCUCUUGCCGAAGUUUGAGAACUUUGGAGUCCUUUUAAAGAGCGUGGUUGAGGCCUGGGAGAGGGCAGACCUCACCACCCACGCCAGUUUCUCGACUCCAACGCUGUCCUCAGCAUCAUCUGCAUCACCUGCAGUAAGCACGGUUGAUCAAAGCGAGACAGGUUUUGCGGAAUUCGAAUUUUGUCCGUCAGACUUUGGAGGCCGUGAAGCUCAUUUAGUUAGAUGGCCUAAAGGCCGCGAUUUGGUCAUCGAGCAUUUCUGACAUCCCCAAGAUUAGUAGCCAGUUUGAAGUAUCCAGGAAUGGCAGUCCCGGAAGUUGACCAACAAAUGCUCAAGGAACUUGAAUCAAUGGGAUUUCCAACUGCACGUGCAACUAGAGCGCUUCAUUAUUCUGGUAAUUGUAGUAUUGAUGCAGCCAUAGACUGGGCUGUGGAACAUGAAGAUGACACAGAUAUUGACCAGAUGCCUUUGGUGCCUCUGAACAUCACUAUUGAAAGCGGCAAACCAUCACUAAUUUCAGAGGCAGUGAAGGUUAAAGCACAAGAACUACGGGAAAAUGUUCUUAAAAAGAAAGGAGAAGAAAAAAAAUUAGAAAAAGAAAGAGAGAAGGAAAGAAUACGAGUGGGUAAAGAGCUUCUGGAAGCAAAGCGAAUUCUGGAGGAAAAUGAAAGAAGAAGAAUGCUAGCAUUGCGUCAAGCAGAAAAGGAGGAGGAGAAAAAAGCUAGAGAGAAAAUUCGCCAGCGGUUAGAGGAGGAUAAGGCAGAAAGAAGGCGAAUGCUCGGGUUGCCACCAGCAGACCUUAAAGCUGUGAAAGUCACCAAACCUCCUCUGCAGGAAACGAAUAGGUUUCUACCGGUCAAGCCUGCUAGAAAGGCAGCGCGCAUGAGAGAUUGUUUGCGAUCUCUCAAGAAGAAUCACAAGGAUGAGGAUGUUAGAGUGAAAAGAGCAUUUCAAACACUUCUUAUAUAUGUGGGAAAUGUUGCAAAAAAUCCAGAUGAAGAGAAGUUCAGAAAGAUCCGUCUCAGUAAUCCAACUUUUCAGGAUAGAGUUGGCAGCCUUAAAGGAGGCAUUCAGUUUCUUGAGCUAUGUGGUUUUGAGAAGCUUGAAGGGGAUGAAUACUUAUAUUUGCCUCGGGACAAGGUGGACAUGGUGGUCCUUAAGACGGCAGGAUUGGAGCUGAAUGCUGCCAUAACCAACCCCUUCUUUGGUGUUUUCUAAGCGGAACACAUCAUCUAUAACUUGGAUGGUUUUGUUGUUUUUAUUAAACAUGGUUUCAACUUGGGGAGUUGUGAAACAUUAGCAUGAGGGGCAGAUUGUUGACUGGGGAAGAAAUAAUUUCAAGAGAACAAAGUGCUAUGAUUUUAAUGUCUACAGUUUGUGGUCUGUCUUUGACCCUGUUCAGUGGGUUUCUGAGUAUAUGGGAAA